AUGGAUUGGGAUUCGUAUUACAAUAGGCUAGAGGGAUGGGUUAAAAAGCAAUAUGAUGGUGUGACUAGUGUUCAAAGACGACUUGAGAAUUCUCUACUCGAACAGCAAAAAUAUUUAAAUGCAAAUGCACUUGCCCUUAAAAAGUACAAACAAGAAAUGGGAUUAUUUCAGUCUUUGUACUCUCGCAAUAGUGAUCCGAGCAGUUCUAGUCCACAAUCAGACGGAAGACGGAGUGCGCCAUCUCGACGAUACCUAAUACCGCAUCCUUGCCGCCGAAUCGCUGCUGAAUGUAUUGACAUUACAGUAAUGAUGGCAUUGAAAUUAGUUAUAUUGUAUUUCAUCAAGAACGACUCAAGUGUAAUUCAGCUGGUUAAAAAUAUGGGUUCGGACAUCCUAUCUGGGGUCCCGGAAUAUCGUACACUCCGACGUGCACAUGGAUGGGCGAAGACGGAUUUCAGUGGAAAGGAAUUUCAAGUUUCAAGCAUUUGGAGGUCGUUGUUUUUUGCUCAUAUCGGUGCGAGAGAAGAUCUUCUGGAUUUCGAAACAAUUAUACUGGCUGAUCAGAUAGGACGGUUCCUAAGUGCCCUCUUGGAGGCAAUUCUAAUCAGGCGUUCAAUUUUUGGAUCUGAACCUGGAGGUGCAACUCUUGGGAAGUGGUUAAUGAAUCUUAAGGUUGUUUCGUGUGAAGAAAUUAUACCUUUUCCAGAUGUCGUUGAAGUCGUUCCAGGAGCUGAUCUGGGGAUUAUUCGAGCACUUGUACGUUCGCUGUUGAAAAGUACAAGCUUUCUCACGUUCUUCUCAUUCGUUUGUAUGAUGGUAUUUCAAUAUCAUCGAUGUACAUAUGAUAUUAUUGCUGGAACUUUAGUUGUACAACCUAUUACACCAACAACUAAUCAUCAAUCAAACAGUAAUAAUGAACAAAGACAACAACCCCAACAACAGUGA
This is a messenger RNA of Schistosoma mattheei, 945 nucleotides long. Lineage: Eukaryota; Metazoa; Platyhelminthes; Trematoda; Strigeidida; Schistosomatidae. The record is from the annotation of a GenBank genome assembly.